UCGAGUUGUUUACGUCUUCGAAACGUCAUCCAGCAACCCGUUAGCAUCAAAACAAACCCGCGUCCAGGCAAUGCAUAGUAACUAAUACAGUUUUUCUUUUCAAUUCACAUAAAAAUCCAUGUCGUUCGAAAUGGAGGCCGACAUGGUAUCUAACCGUGCGAUAGUGGAAAUCGUGAACGAGUACCGCACGAUGCUACAGCAGCAGAUUGCGCUGCAUCUGAAGCGACAGCGCGACCACAUCGUGCGCAUGAGACGCCGGUUCCUUUCGAAACUUGUGCGCCGUUUGCACCGCAACUACAUCCUGUACGAUCGCCACCGGCGCUCCCUACUAAGUGACGUGUCGUUUCUGAACAUGAGACGCAGAGAAGUUCAGCCAGCAACGUCCCGCAGCAGCCUACAGCAGCCCGUUCCCGAGCAACUGCACCUGUUCCCGGCUAGCAGCGAGCUCGAGUUCACCGAGGAGCAGCUGGAACGCUUUCGUAUCAAUCACGCCACGUUCCAGUGCCUGUACGAUCAGCUGGAACACGAGCUGGAAGACGCAGAUUGUGAGCCAGCGAUGACGGCAAGGAUGCGAAUGGGUGUAGCCCUGUACGUGCUGGGCACCGGGAAGGAUUUCGAAUCGGCCGCGACACUGUUCCACUUGCACAGCAGAGCCGUACGCGCAUCGGUACAUCUGUUUUGCAGUGUGGUAAAUAAGCUGCUCCGGGACAGACAGAUCGAUUUUCCACUCAGCAGAAAACACAUUCGCUGUGGGGUGAAGGAGUUUGAAGAAUUGGUCGGGAUUCCACAGGUGUUCGGAGCGAUCGGGUGUCUGCAUAUACCGGUCGAACGGGGUACGGAUAAGGAUGCGGCCAAGUACAUUAACAGCAAAGGAUGGAGCUCCAUCAUAUUGCAAGCCAUCGUAGACAGCCGUGGAAGAUUUCUGGAUGUAUCCUGUGAACAUCCGGGAAACACGAAUGCGGCAGAUAUGCUGAUACAAUCCAGCAUAUAUCAAAGAAUGGAGCAAUUGGAUGGGCCAUGUCAAAAGAUUGAUAAAAUUAGCGUUCUACCGCUCCUGCUGAGCGACGGGAAAUACCCGCUGCUACCGUGGCUGAUAACUCCCUAUCCAACGACGGCACAAAUGACCCCCGCCGAACGCUCGUUUAACGUGUACGCAGCGAAGGGAAGGGCCUGUAUCGUCCGGACCUUCGAACGGCUGGUAGGACGCUGGAAGGCGCUAAAUCGUUGUUCCACUAUAGUAGCGGCCAGCUACGUUCCCGAGAUAAUACUGACGUGCUGCAUUUUGCACAACAUCGCCGAACAGAACGGAUCGCCGUACAAGGACGCUUGGAGCGAGUGUCACAACGAGGAGGACGUUGCGCCGGAGCAGCCCCACUGGGAGUGCCAAAUCACCUCGAUGGACGGGGAGGAAGUGCGCAAUCGGCUCAGCAAGUUCAUGCACGAACGUUUCCCUCUGAUUGUAGACGAUGAUUGACUGCUGAAGAAGAGGCUGGCACCAGUUAGUUCAAUUAGCACGAAAAGAUAAAAUGUUUCAAGAUACAUUCAACACGUAUAUUUUCCAAUUCA
This is a messenger RNA of Anopheles gambiae (African malaria mosquito), 1566 nucleotides long. RefSeq lists its product as uncharacterized. The coding region runs from base 119 to 1474 and encodes 451 amino acids. NCBI's taxonomy places the organism in Eukaryota, Metazoa, Arthropoda, Insecta, Diptera, Culicidae. The transcript has 3 exons. The record is from RefSeq and is a predicted model, not a curated record.